ACCGAGCCCUCCAGACCGGGGAAGACCGCGGAAGGCCGCGGAGACCAGGGCGCCGCGUUGUGACGCUACUUCCGGUCGACCUGGGGUUAGGCGAUUGGCGGCUGCCGGGAGGCGCUGCCAAGCCUGGGCCGGCACCGGGGCCGGGCUCGGGGUCUGGGAUUGGCAGGAGGCGCUGACAGGUCGGGGAGGGCAGGCCGCCGGCACGGCUGAGCAAUGGCUACGGCGGCCGCGGGCCGGCUUCUGGGCGCCUGGGCGCUGCUGGCUCAGCUGCUGGGACUGGGACUACUGGGCCCGGGCCCAGCCGCAGCGCUGCACAACGUCACGGGCGAGCUGUUUGGCCCCGAGGCCUGGGGGACCGUGGCCGCCUUCGGGGACUUCAACUCGGACAAGCAGACGGACCUGUUCGUGCUGCGGGAAAGAAAUGAUUUAAUCAUCUUUCUGGCAGACCAGAAGGAACCCUAUUUUAAACCCAAAGUAACGCUAUCCAUGAAGAAUCAAAGUUCAUUGAUAACAAGUGUAGUUCCUGGUGACUAUGAUGGAGAUUCACAAAUGGAUGUCCUCUUAACAUAUCUCCCCAUAAAUCAUGCCAACGAUGAGUUAUUAGUUGUUAUCUUCUGGGGACAAAAUCAAACAUUAAAUCCUCACAAUAAGACUAUUUUCAAUAGGACAUUUUAUGAUGAACCACUAAUUAUGGACUUCAAUGGUGAUUUAAUCCCUGAUAUUUUUGGUGUCACAAAUGUAUCUAGCCAACCACAGAUACUGAUGGGCGGGAAUUUAUCAUGGCAUCCCGUACUGAAUGCUCAAAGUAAAAUGCGAAAACCACACUCUCAUGCAUUCAUUGAUCUGAAUAAAGAUUUUACUGCAGAUUUGUUCCUUACUACAGAAUCAAGUUCCAGUACCUUUCAGUUUGAAAUAUGGGAAAAUAAGGAUGGAAAUUUUUCUUCUGCCAGUUACAUAAUUCAGAAACCCCAAAACAUGAAGCUGGUUGGUCAGUCAGCAUUUGCAGACUUUGAUGGAGAUGGACAAACUGAUCACUUAUUGCCAGGCUGUGAAGAUGAAAAUUGCCAGAGAAGUGCCAUCUACUUAGCUAAACCAGGAAUGAUGAAUCAGUCUCAGUGGAUUCCAGUGAUCCAAGAUUUCAGUUACAAGGGCACAGUCUGGGGCUUUGUGCCAUUUAAUCAUGAACAGCUACCAGCUGAAAUAUCCAUUCCAAUUACCCUUCACAUUGGAGACUACAACAUGGAUGGCUAUCCAGAUGCUCUUGCCAUACUAAGGAAUACAUCUGGAAGCAACCAGCAAGCCUUUUUACUAGAAAACGCCCCCUGCAAUAAUGCAAGCUGUGAGAAGGCUGGUCGUAUGUUUAAAGUCUACUGGGAGCUAUCGGAUCUUAGUCAAAUCAAAGACGCUGUGAUUGCAACCUUCUUUGACAUUUAUGAAGAUGGUAUCUUAGACAUCAUUGUUCUAAGUAAAGGUUAUACAAAGAAUGAUUUUGCCAUCCACACACUAAAAAAUAACUUUGAAGCAGAUGCCUAUUUUGUCAAAGUGAUUGUUCUUAGUGGUCUCUGUUCCAAUGACUGCCCUCGUAAAAUAACAAGUAAUUCCAGCAUGCCACAAAGUGUCAUCACACUAAGUAAGACUCUGAAUAGUAAACCUCCUCCCUCCAGCAAAAAAAGCUGGUGUACUGCAAAUUUAUUUACUACUAAGCCCUUUGGAGUGAAUCAGCCUGGACCUUAUAUCAUGUACACAACUGUAGAUGCAAAUGGAUAUCUGAAAAAUGGUUCAGCUGGGCAACUCAGCCAGUCAGCACAUUUAUCUCUUCAGUUGCCUUAUAAUGUACUGGGUUUAGGUCGAAGUGCGAAUUUUCUUGAUCACCUUUAUGUUGGCAUUCCUCGUCCAUUAGGAGAAAAGGCUAUACGAAAACAAGAGUGGACUGCAAUCAUUCCCAACUCCCAACUCAUCGUCAUUCCAUAUCCACACAAUGUUCCUCGGAGCUGGAGUGCUAAACUGUAUCUGACCCCAAGUAACAUCGUACUGCUCACUGCUAUAGCUCUCAUCGGUGUCUGUGUUUUUAUCUUGGCAAUAAUUGGCAUAUUACAUUGGCAGGAAAAGAAAGCAGAUGACAGAGAAAAACGCCAGGAAGCUCAUCGGUUUCACUUUGAUGCUAUGUGACCUGCCCUAAGUAUGUAAUAAUGAAGCUGUUGUUCAUUUGCUUAAUCAAAAUACUAACUGCUAGCUUGAAGAAGAGAAUUGGAAGAGGGCUAUUUUGAAUGAUCUAUUUAUAAAUAUUGCAUUUCUUAGUAUUUAUUUGGUUAAGUAUUAAGGUGUAAAUGUGUCACAAGGUUUUUUUGGUAAGCACUUUGUAUGGGAUAAAUUUUUGGUCUCCGUUAAAUAAAAGUUGUACUUUUUUUUCAUGGUCAGGGUCCUACUGCAUGUACUGUGCUAUUUAUAAACUGAACAUCUUCCAAAAAUAAUGACAGAAAAGGCAUCAUGUGUAAAUAAAAAUAAUUUAAAUGAGUA
Phascolarctos cinereus (koala) is the source of this 2517-nucleotide messenger RNA. It is a transcript of the gene ITFG1, whose product is annotated as integrin alpha FG-GAP repeat containing 1. Gene Ontology annotation, cellular component: plasma membrane. The record is from RefSeq and is a predicted model, not a curated record. NCBI's taxonomy places the organism in Eukaryota, Metazoa, Chordata, Mammalia, Diprotodontia, Phascolarctidae.